Molecule: messenger RNA, 996 nt
Organism: Acanthoscelides obtectus
Lineage: Eukaryota; Metazoa; Arthropoda; Insecta; Coleoptera; Chrysomelidae
Source: the annotation of a GenBank genome assembly
AUUUCGUCGGUUUUUUGACAUUUUUUAGGUUUCUUACGUAAUAGCCCUGCGGUACAAAAUAUUUUUCCAUUUUUUUAGCUAUUACUCCGUCGUAACGAACCUUUCAAAAUACAUAUAAACGCUACUCAAUGCCCCACGUUGAGCAAAAAGAAAGUAAGUUACGUCUGGCAGUUCUGGGAUCUUACUCUAUUACGAGUCUUUCCUCUAGCUCAUCCGUAGAGAUCACAAUCACUCAGUAUAAUAAAAUUUUGAAGCAUGACCAGAAUCAUGUCUGUGACAACAAAGUAAGUCAAACAUUUACUUCAGUAUCAACACAAACUUUUCUGGGGCGGGGUGUAGAAAUUCAAGUGAAAAGAUGAGUAAAAGCACAGCUCAAAGAGGCAUCGGCCCUCGCCUACAGAAAAGUUGGUCGCACGCGAUCGAAAAGGAAGAUACCCUCCGUUUGAACUGGUUCAGAAAGAACGAGGUCCGCUUGAAUGAAAUCGCCAAUCAACCCCCAACAAGGUCUGUGCCAGAAGAAGUGAAGAACGAGGUCGAACAGAUAAUUGUGGAUAACUUUAGAAAUGCGGAUAGGAAACCUAGGAUAAAGGCAUAUGACGAUGAACUUAUCGAUCCAGGAGCACUGCAAAGUAUUAUGAAACCUGUGGAUCCAGCUGUGACAAAACUAAUCUACACUGGAGCGAACCAAGAGGGAAGAAUCAACUACCUACAUGAACGAGUCAAAUUAACACCAGACCAGCGAUUCUACUUUCCGGAAUGUAGUAGCUGGGUGUAUGGCUGGAAUAUGUGGAACACAGUGAAGACGAUAAAGAAAUAUGGAUUUGGAAGACAGCAAGUCAUUAAGGAGUCCUUCUACAGACGCAGAGGUGUCGAGAGGGACCCUGAUUGGUACACUGAACCUGCUGUGUUCAGCCCAACAGUUUGCACAUGCAGUUUCUAAUAAACACCUGUAAAAUAAGUGUUUUUGUUACAAUAUAAUCUGAUGUUUAUUACCAC